Capsicum annuum is the source of this 856-nucleotide messenger RNA. RefSeq lists its product as uncharacterized. Lineage: Eukaryota; Viridiplantae; Streptophyta; Magnoliopsida; Solanales; Solanaceae. The transcript has 4 exons. The record is from RefSeq and is a predicted model, not a curated record. Bases 116 to 808 code for a protein of 230 amino acids.
AACCCGCGACCUCCGCUAAUCACCCCAACAAGGUACCUAUAAAUAUGGAAGUAAAUAUUGUGUAACAUAGCUACCUCCUUUAACCUGAUUUUCCAUUACUAGGGGAGAAGAGGCAAUGUUGGGAUCAGGAUUAUCAUCUUCAGGGGAGAAGAGGCAACCACCACAAGGAGGAUCCGAGAGCGAGAAGAGGCAAAAGGGGGAAUGCAAGGGAGGAAGGAUAAAGAAGUUCGCGAAUGAGGAGGACUAUCAGCAGUAUAUUAAACAAGGCAAUGGAUUUGCUCGAGGAUAUUUACCACGCAACUUUAGAAAAGCUGAUUCUCUGGAAGAUAUAGAUCUUCCUGAUGGCGCUCCACCCGAGUAUCACUAUCAUUUUGCUGAUAUCUGGGCAGUUUUCCUUCGUCAAAUUUAUUUAACCAAUGGUAUGGACCUUGAUACUUAUCCUGGUCCUACUGACACUUGUGAUAUAUGGCCGUUGGACUUAACGUCACCCCGUGGUGAAAACUAUGUUAUUGCUAGCAAGGAUUUGGCUGAUCUUGCUAUAAAGAAAUACAAUGAUGAGUCCAAUUUUUAUAAGUAUGAGUUGUUGAAGAUUGAGAAAGCGAACCAACGCCAGACAGGAUACACUGAAUUUUUCAUGACUGUUAAAGUCAGGAAUGUCACUCUUGCUACUGUUGUCGAAACUUUUCAAAUACAUGCUGCAUACCAGGGUACUCUUUCUAAAGAAGUCCUUUCUUGCCUGCCAAAAGGAGGGGCAUUGCCAAGUCCAACGCAGAUGGAAGUGUCACUGGGAAUGAAUGGCGGCACCUGAACUCUAGUUGACGUUUUACUUUGGUAUCUUGAUACUAUUAUUGUGCAC